Molecule: messenger RNA, 1118 nt
Organism: Lactuca virosa
Lineage: Eukaryota; Viridiplantae; Streptophyta; Magnoliopsida; Asterales; Asteraceae
Source: the annotation of a GenBank genome assembly
AUUUGUUUCCUUUAUCCUUUCUUCAAAGGAGGGAAACAAAAAUGGCGUCACUUGAAUCACUCAAGCUCUCGUACUUCCAUCUCUCGUCUUCUCCAAACGCCCAAUUACUUUUCCCAACAAAAUUAAAUCUCUCAAUUUCAUUUCCCACAACCAAGGCCAAAAUUAUCCUCAAAUCCCCUCUUUAUCCCCUCCCUCUUCCAAUUUCAAGAAAAUUCCAGGUAUGCUUAUCCUCAGCAAUCGAACAAGAGAUUUCAGUAGUAGAAGAAGAGAAAUUGGAACAAACCGAGAAAGAAGAUAACAAAAGGAAGCUUUUUGUUCUUAAUCUUCCAUGGUCUUUCUCUGUUGCUGAUAUCAAGAAUCUAUUUGGCGAAUGCGGAACCGUAGCAGAUAUUGAGAUAAUAAAAAGGGAGGAUGGGAAGAGAGGGUUUACGUUUAUCACAAUGUCUUCUGGUGAAGAGGCUAUGGCUGUAAUCAAGAAAUUCGAUUCCCAUGAACUUUUGGGUAGGAUUCUGAAAGUUGAAUAUGCUAAGAAAUUCAAGAAACCAACACCACCUCGAUCUCCAUCUUUACCAGGUGUGGGUGAGACGCGCCAUAAGCUGUUUGUAUCAAAUCUUGCAUGGAAAGUUAGGGCUUCAAAUCUUAAACAAUUCUUUGGUGAUUUCAAUCCUGUUUCCACUAGGGUUGUUUUCAGCCCUUCUGGAAACUCAGCUGGAUAUGGGUUUGUUUCAUUUUCCUCAAAAGAAGAAGCAGAUUCUGCAAGAUUGGCCUUAGAUGGGAAGGAGUUGCUUGGGAGAGCGAUUAUUUUGAAAUUUAGUGAAAAAUCGGGUGAUAAAUCUGAAAGUAAUGAGGAAACCACUUCAGAGGAACAACCUGCUGAAUCAUAGUUUAUCAUAAUUUAUUCAUCUGGUUGACUGGAUUAUGGUAAAGAGGAGAUUGAUGGGAAGAGAAAUUGAUGAUUUUGUUUUGUCAUCUUAAAUGAAAGAAGCUAUGGAGUUGUACUUCCUAAAUGACUACAUCUGCUCAAAUGUAUCUUCUUUGAUAAAUAUAAUGAUUCUGAUGUGGCAUUUAUCGUGUUGUUGUUGCCGAGUAAAUUGGAACAUGUUAAUCAUAGUGUGAAC